Messenger RNA from Penicillium odoratum, 1674 nucleotides. RefSeq names its product Myb-like DNA-binding domain protein. The record is from RefSeq and is a predicted model, not a curated record. NCBI's taxonomy places the organism in Eukaryota, Fungi, Ascomycota, Eurotiomycetes, Eurotiales, Aspergillaceae. Gene Ontology annotation, molecular function: histone binding; protein heterodimerization activity. Bases 1 to 1674 code for a protein of 557 amino acids. Gene Ontology annotation, cellular component: nucleus. The transcript has a single exon.
AUGGAACGACCCGCGAAACGACAGCGCCUCUCUUUACCACCGGGCUCUCCAGAGGAGGUGACCGAGGAGUGGGACCUCCAGGCUGCGCGCGCCCGGAAUGACAUGCGAUUGAAAUCGAUCUUUGAGGGAAUAUUCUCUAAAUAUGGAAAAGACUUUACAGAAGUGGGCGAUGAGAUUGAUCUACGAACAGGGAAGAUUGUGGUCGAUAAUGGCCACCUAUCGGGGAUGCAUGAAGAGAAGGAUAUUGGAGACGAACAUUCAUGGCUCGAUGAAUCUGAUUUCUCUGAGGGGGAUGAGAAUGAGAUAGACGAAGGCCGAAAACACUGUAUGGGAAAUUCUCCGAGUGAAACGCCAGUAGUCACUUCAAACAUCGGUGAGACCGACAGUUCCUGGAACGCAAGUACCCAUCAUCAACCUGCCAACCUAUGCAAACCUGUUAUUCAACCUUCACACCCAUUUGAAAAUGACCGGCCAACGGACCCUGUUUGGCAAGCCCCCGAUCUGCCCGCUUUAUUCUCCACGCCCACGGCCGAAACCAAGCGGAAAGGGGUUCCGAAACUUCCACAUUUCGAAAGGGAGGCAUCUCCACCAGGUUCUGGAUCUUUAUGGAGCGUGCCUCGACGAGGGCGUCCACGCACAGAAGCCAAACCCAAAACAACGCCGAGCCAAAUCCGGCUCCGGGCGAAAAGAAAGUAUCAUUCCAGCCCUGUGGCGCAUGACUGGUCAUUUGCAGCCACGCCAGAUGGAGAUGAAUCAGACGACCCGCUUCAGGAAUUCCAACCUUCGCCUUCGUUAUCGAAAGGUGCGAGGAACAUUCGCGGAAAGCGUAUGCAGGCGUCGGCUCGUACAGCUCGCCUACCAUCUCCCGACGCACGACCGCCCCUAUCUCCGUCUGACCAAUCGGCUACUCAAGCCCAUGAUAAUAAACUUCAAAACCACGCGAGAAAAGGUGCAGAAAGCCAUGUGGCAUUUGACGCCUCCAACUCGCAAUACGAUUCAUAUGCACAUCCACAUUCCCACGUUUUAUCUGCCACGGAAACACCUGUCAAAUCAAAGCGAGGGUUGACACCUGAAGAUGCCAAGCUGGUCGUUCGCAUGAGGCACAUCCAAAAGAAAAAAUGGAAUGAGAUUCACAAUUUUUUGCCACAUCGAAGCCGGUCUCAAAUUUAUCAAUGGAAUUUGGUUCAUUGGACAGAACGCCGCGCAAAUCCUCCUCAGCUUUCUGCGCCCUGGACCCAGGCUGAGCUUGAAACUUUGGACUGUCUGAAAGAGGAAUCCGGUCUCACAUGGCUGGAUAUUACGAGAAGUAUUCCAAAUCGCACCAAAGCGGAGAUUGAGUUUGAGUUGCUCCGACUUUGGGUUGGGGAUGAGGUAUGGAUUGGUCAGAAGAGGGAGCCCGAGCGGGAAUUCCAGCAGGAUGAGAAAGGCAGUGAAGAUGAGGUAGAUGUUCCUGAGGUUGUUCCUUCUAUUGAGGUAUACUGCGGGCCCGACACCAAUGAGCCCCGGAUUUUUGAGGACCAUAUUGGUGACGAUGACCCCGUCGUCAACAUCAGUGCUGCGUCAUCGCCUUCCAAACUGUCAGCCAUCUACCUUGACAGCCCAAUCGCCAGCCGGCAGGGAUCUAGGACACCAAAAAGAGCGUCUCCAAUCAAGCAAUUGACGUUUACAAUCUGA